GGGCUGAUAAGAUUACCCCGUCUAACCACCCAGUGUAACAAAAAAGUCCGUUAUCAUGACCGGUGUUAAUUCAUCAUCGUGAAAAGAUUCUUUGGUGGGUGGAGUUAUACGACAAUGGAGGGAAAGCAGUCACUAUCCGUCCUGAUAUUGCUGUCAAUUGCAAACACUUUAUAUGCUCUUCCAUAUUGUAUACCGAACCACGGUUCUCCAGCUCCCAAUGCGCCACCUUUUCCAGUAUUGCCCGACACUUUCCAAUCCCGAGUGGAGGCCAACAUAAUCGAUAAAAAGAUGACGGUGUCUGCCCAGGAGUACUUUGACAACCGAAACGACAGGGCCACUUUGAUUACGGUGUCAGAAGGCAGUACGCCGGAUACAUUUAUAUACGAUUAUUCCCACGACCAGCUCUUUUACGUUUAUGAGGGACAAUGUCAAACAAAUAAUUUAUUAAAUGACCCAAAUAACUAUCUAUUUGGUAACAAGAUGAAGAAUGGAAUAGCUCACACAUUUUCCACCAACGGCGCCUUGCAUUUUUUGAAGGAUAACCAGACGUAUAUGGGGAAAACAAUCGUAAGAGGAAUAAACGCAGAUCAUUGGCGUGCGUGUUUGGUAUGGUCGAAGCCUAAUGCCACCUUCACUCUAGAUUAUUACUUUACGGCUCUAGAUUGGAUCAAUCCGGUGGGAUUUCAACAACUUCCACUCAAAGCCGAGGCAAUCGGAAUAAAAAUAUUCAAUGAAACAUCGCAAGUACUGUUUCAUCAUAUAUAUAACUACUACGAAUUCAGAGUGGAUCUAACAGUCGAUGAUACAAUUUUUCAGACACCUCCGGGAGUUUACUGUGCGAACCGAAAAAAGACGAGGAAUAUGACAAGAAUCCUGGACUCCCAGGUGUAUCAGUACAGACUGGAGAUCGUGUCAGACGACGAGGCUACCGUGCGAACAAGCAUUGUUUAUUAUAAUGGUGUAUUGAAACUAGUGCGUUAUGACUACAAGAAUAUGGCGAACACACCUCCCACCUACACUCAGAACCCUUUAUCCGAAGUACACGAUUACAGCGCCGGUGUGCGGUAUAUUAAGGACUUGGUGGUUGGCAACUGUUCCAUUUUUCCUUUGAGUAAUGGUUCAAUGGACAGCUUGGAAGCACAUGAAACCUAUUAUGGCAACGGAACUGAAAAAUCCGGAUAUUCCCUACACAUGAAGAACCCACUACAAUUCUUGAAACUAGACAGCAACUAUGAUUAUGUUGGUCAGAGGCGCUGUCGUGGUGAUGCUAUGUGCGAUGUUUUUAGUGGUAUUCGUUCUGAUUACAAAGACUCGAAUGGAUUCAUAAGAAACGCCACAUUCGACUACUAUUUUCUUUCAGACGAAUAUUCAGAACUUCCAGUUCACAGUUCCAGUUAUGAUCCAGCUGGCAUCCCAUUUCAACUACUAGUAACUGUAUUAGGCACUGGAGGCUUCCCUGAUUACUCAGUGACUUACAACUUUGUGGACUACUUCUUUGAUGACCAAGACAUCAGUGUGUUCGAUGUAUCUUCUUGUUACUCGACGGCAGCAAAUCUUCAAUUUCAAGUCAGAAUACCAGGUGUCUUUUAUAAGACAGACGAGAACCUGAUGAAGAUAACUGCACAAAGGACAUUGGCAGAGAAACUGGGAGUUUCUUAUAUUCGCGUGCAAGAUAUUAGGAUUGAUUACGACAAUUCUAAUGUAUACAUAUCUGCAACGGUGUUGGACAGGGCCCCCGCGGCAGCCCAGUUUACAUACAUACCAGGAAAACAACAGAGUACUGCUGGAGACAUUCUGUACGAUAAUGUUGCCAGUCCUCAGGACUGUGCAAAAUACUGUGUAAACAAUUACGGAUUCACGUGCAACAGCUUUGAUUUUUGUCCUGUCGGUAACAGAAAUUGUCGACUUAACAGAAACCACAAGGACGACGGCGCAAUACUGUCAACCAGCCCGUGUGAUCAUUUCUCAAGAAAUAUCAAUGGACCUCUUGUCCAAGAAAUUCCUGUAGACGAGGCCUACGAUAAACUGAAAACAGCUGUCUAUCAGAAACAAUUGAGGUUACAAAUAUUUGGGCAACAGAAUUUUGACUCGUAUGCUGUGGAUGUUCGAAUUUUGUUUGGUUGGAUGGAAAAUGUGUCUUUACCUUCUAUAACCGGACAAUUUUCCUAUGGACUGGAAAUAGUUGACCCUGCAUCACAAAGUGUUACAUCUGCAAAUGUUUGGUACGAUGCGACUUAUGGGUUGGUCAGAUUCGAUAUGACGAAUACGAUUUCUUCUCCACCAUUUUACACCACAAAUCCACUGACCACCAUAGAAGAUUUCAACACAGGUAUAUCAUACACCAUAGAUCGAACUCUCGGAAACUGCUCAGUGAAUUCUAUACAACUUGGAAGCUUCGGGACUACGCAAGACAAGGAUGCGCUAAUGAAAAAUGGAGCUUAUGUUUUAAAAUUGAAGGGCCCGUUGGACAUAUUUUCCAUGAACGAAUCCUAUCGCUGGGCUGGUCAGAGAACAGUGCGUGGGAUGCUUUGUGAUGUCUUUGAAGCGAAAACAACAAGUUUUAAAAUACCGUCCAUUACUCAAACUUUUACAAGCAUUCUUCAGUUCUUCUUCAUGACAGACAGCUGGACAGAAGCAUCCGAUACAGACCCCGAUUCUGUAAAUUCACAACCGGUCAAACUGACCAUUUCCUCUUCAGAGGUGGGACUGUUUUUGACGUACAACUUCUACAACUUUAAUGAAGAAGACCCAGAUUUGAAAAAUUUUGAUAUCACGUCAUGUUUUACUGCAGACAAGCAAGAGAAUUUUGCCGUAGUGUUCGAUGGUAGUUAUCAUCCAUAUUUAGAGACCAAUCUGAAAUACUUUGAGAAAGCAGUCCGAAUCAUGAUGGCGGAAUCAUCUAAAGCCUCACCCCUGCGAUUCCAGAAUCUAGAGGUUUCGUACGAUAGCAAGUCGCCAUACAUAUUCCUUAUAGGGACAAUGGUUGAUCCAGCUCCAAGUCUUGAUGAUUUCACACUAACAAACAAAGGCAUGAAUCCCCCGAACAGCACCCCUUCAUUUUCAAAGAUUACGUCAGCAUCAGACUGCGCCAGCAUAUGUCGUCAAUAUAAGAAAUUCGACUGCGAAGGAUUGUAUUACUGCGCAUCCGGCUCGGUCUGUGUUCUGAGUCAGUCCCAUGCCGAUUCUGGAUCGUCAUUCAACUCGACUUUGUCCUGCGACCAUUAUUCAAGAACCGUGAAUUCAAGUAUCGCAGUACAACCUACCAUCGACGUCGCGUUGUCGAAAAUUUCAAAUUCAAUAUACGAGGGAAUAUACCAAAUACCUGUAAAUUAUGGAUCAUCCGUAUAUACAUUCAAUGCAACAACGAUCAGAACUAGUAUUUUAAGGAACGGGAGGCCAGACGAGUCAAAUUUACUACUAAGACAUUUCAACAUAUAUAGAAAAUACUUUAUUUUCACAAAAAUGGACAAUGCGAUUGGUGGACUAUCAGUGGAAGAUUGCGCGCGACGUUGUGUGUCGAAUAUGGAGUACGAGUGUCUUUCUUUUAGUUACUGUUUUGAUCUUGGGGAUUGUUUUCUUAGUCAUGUUCAUGCUGAUAACUCCUCCGGUAUAGUUCAACGUCAGGAAUACUGCGACUUGUACUCACGUUACUUCCUGGAUCAGUACACCGUGUCAUCUGGAGUGACGUAUUCAGUGGCUGCAGAUGCAACGAUACACAACGUGCCUUCAGCGAACUUAUGUGCAAAACAGUGUUCUCAGUACACAAAGUUUUCUUGCAAAUCAUUCGAAUACUGCUCAAGUACCAAGAAUUGUCUUCUGUUGAAGGUUCACGAACUAGAUAUUGCGGCCAGUUCCGCUUCUCCAAGUUUAACGUGUUCCUUCUACUCAAGAAAUUACAUUCAUGAUUUCAAAUUAUUGCAAAGAAAGACAAUGACAUUUUCCGAUAUUUUGGAGUUUUCAAAUGUAUCGAGUUCCCAGUGUGCCAAAUUAUGUAUCGAACAAGAAGGGGCUACCUGCAAAAGUUUUGCCUUCUGUAAUACGACGUCAUUAUGCAGAUUAACGUCAUCUCAUCCACGACAAGCCGGCAAUGUAGUUUCUCAGAGUGACACUUGUGACCUGUAUUCAAGACGCUUCUACCGACCUUCAUCUGCGUCUGGUAUCAACAAAGCUCAAACAUCCAGUGGAGGCCAAUCUAACGGUUACAGUCCAGGUUCUAUGGCGGCUGUGGGCAUCUGCCUUUUCAUUGUUGGAUUGGCGAUGGGUGCAGCAGGAAUCUAUGUGUAUAUUAAUAAGAAAUUGACAUACAAUCCAGGCGACAGGAUUGAUCUGGUAGAACAGUAUGGAGAAAAUCCAAACUACAGUGAUGUUUCAGAAACAACAAAUGAAAAUAUCCCUGAUUCAGAAUCUUCAGGUCAACCUUAGUACAACAUUAGCCAGACAUUGUACAUUUUCCCCAUAAAAUAUAUUUACAUGAUAUAUGUAUUUUCCUUUUUGUUUUCUUAAUACACCCUGCUUUUCAUUUUAAUUGCAUUUAUACUUCAAGGAUGUUUUUCCACUGUAAAAUGGCUGAAAUAUUGCCACAACGGCGUAAAACCACAAACAAUCGAGAAUGUUUUUAUUUUCAUUUUUAAGUUUUACAAUGUGACAAGAGCUAUAUUUCUAAUAGUGUGUUCUGUUUUGUGAAAAAGUGGAGCUUGUGUGACUCUUUGAUUUUUUUUCCUGUACAUUUUGGUCUGACUGUUUGUCCGCAAAAACUUUAACCAUGGCCAUAACUUUUAAAUUGGUGGUAAUGAGGCUUUCAUAUUUAAGAUGUGCAUUUCAUUUGACAUGGCCUUUCAUUUGGUAUCAAAAUCUCGGAGUUUGGAAUACUUAAAGGACACAACGCAUGUUUCUAAACUUUUUCAUUUUUUCAGCAAAAUUAACUCUUUUUAUGCCUAAAACUACUUUAAAUGUGUUUUAAAUGAAAUAUUUUGCGUAGUUUUCGAGUUUGAAAGCGAUGAAAUUCAAAUCUUGCGAUAUGCAUAUUUUCUUUCGCUAGUUUACGCGCCAUUUUGUGUGACGUCAUAUGCGCCCUCGGGUUUGAAAACAUCUAUUAGCCAUUUCAUAAACAGAUUAGAAUUAAUCGACAAAAAAACCAAUUGUCACGUUAACGGCUUGUAAAUAAUAAUGCAUUUAAAAGAUGUUUUGUGCCGUGCUCGGGUGUACUAGUUGUCGGUAGAAAGGAUUUAGACUGAGUAUUUUUCAAUUUUUCGAAGGAAGGUACGAGAAAAAAGACGUGGAUAAUUUUUUUGUUGGAGCAAGAACUUUACCUUAAAAAAAAAACCACCCAGUCACCUUUUCAAACAUCGCUUGGACAGAGACCCUGAUAAACUGCGAGAAAAUGGAUAUAUCGAAGCUAUAAGCACUGGUAGGCCUAUAGCAUACAUUCUGUUUUGCUCUUCAAAUUCAAUACACACUCGGAUCAACUGACCUUCACCUUGUAACAACAUUAUUAUAUCGACGAUACAAUGUAACUUCUACCAACUGGUAGAUUUACAACAACAAAAAAUAAAGAUACAAAAUAAUUGAACUGUAAAUUAUACAAAUAAUAGAAUAUUGUAUUUCCUAACUUUAAAUUGAAUUAUAAAAUUAUUUCUUUAUUGAACUCGUAGCAUCUUGAGUGCGUCAGUAGGCUAUAACGCCGUGCUCCCACUACGUACUUCCUAAAGACGUGCAGAUCACAAUUCAAAAAUAGUAAUAAGAUUGCUUUAUCAAAAUAAAAUAAUGUGAUUACCACUUUAAAUUUGAAUAUUUUUAUUGAUUUGUGUGUGUGUUGUCUUUUUCUUUCUUUCCGAAAUGCACGCGUGACAAUAGCUUGGCAUAGGGCCUAGUUGUCAACAAUUUAACGUAUCAAAAUUUGUCUAAUCCAAAAAUAAAUAAUGAUUGCACUGUUUAUUUUAGAAAAACAGCACCAAUUACAGAUGUAUAAAGGAAUAACAUCCCCAAACAGUUUGUAGACAGCGACCCAUAUAAACAUUAUUUACUCACAAUUUUGUCGAUUUCAUACACGCUUUACUCGCUAUAUUUGGGUAUUUACAUCGUUAUAUGUGUGCACUGGUGGCGAACACAUAUAAAACUCGGACAAUUUAUCAACAUCGAUUUAAAUGUUGCCCAUGGUAAAUUAAUUAGGCCCCUAAAAGUAGAGUUUUUAAUAAUAUCUCGCAGUACUUUCACAAUCCGAAGGGCGCAUAUGACGUCACUGUACCACGUGACUACCUACCUAAUUAACUUGACUUUUUGAAAUCGGGGCUUAGAUUUAAGUCUGUAUUGUGGUUAAUUAUCGCAAAAUUUCGGCGAACGAACUAUUAGAAUUAAUUACUAUAAGCAUAAAGAAGACAAAAUGCAUGUAAUAUUGUAUACUUUGAAAACAUGAGAUAUGUCCUUUAAGAAAACAGUAAACCUAGGCCUUAACUUUUGAAAGGUUAAUGAUAGGGCUUUCUUCUUUCAUAUGUGUUCAAAUAAAAACGAAACAAUGUCAAAUAUCUAAGGGAUAAAGUCCUAACCUCAAUAUUUUAAAUGUUAUGGGGUGGGUGGGUUGAUCAUUCAGUAUAAUAGUUCAUUACAACUACUAUUUUACAAGAGAGACGGAGAAGGGGGGGGGGGGGGGGUACCAGCCAAUAAAUCGGACUUUACAUGUAGAAAUAACGGACUUUCCAUAUAAGAAUAACGGAAAAUAUAAAUUGUUUGAAAGGGGGACCGGCCAAUAGGUUGAACUUUACGUGUAAAAACAAUUGACUUUGCAGGUAAAUAUCACGAAAAUGUACAUUGUCCAAAAACGUUGGAGGGAGAUAAUGGGUGUAACAUGUUUGAAUCUGAAUCUAUAUUACCUACAUAAUGUGAUUGCUGAAAUGUAUAAUUAAAAAAAAAAAUCAGUAUGUUAAAUACUGAUUCUGUACAAUA
Messenger RNA from Ostrea edulis (European flat oyster), 6939 nucleotides. RefSeq lists its product as uncharacterized. The record is from RefSeq and is a predicted model, not a curated record. NCBI's taxonomy places the organism in Eukaryota, Metazoa, Mollusca, Bivalvia, Ostreida, Ostreidae. The coding region runs from base 115 to 4422 and encodes 1435 amino acids. The transcript is spliced from 31 exons.